UAGUGUUCAGUAAAUCAUACUGUGGUGACUGUUACAUACAUACAGCUGCUUGAGUGCGUACCAAGAAACAAGACUUUUCAUCAUGGAAUCAUACAGAUCCAAGGUCUUUGUAAUACUGGCAGUUAUAUUACAUGCUUCCUUGUGUCAAGCUAUGUAUGAUUGGAAAACCAAGACAUUCAUCAAGAAGGACAACAGCAAGCUAGUCGUCCCAGGGACAAAAUGGUGCGGAAAAGGGAACAAUGCCAUGAGUUUUGAUGAUUUGGGUGAACACAUGGAAACAGACCUCUGUUGCCGCAAACACGACCACUGCCCAGAAUUUAUUCUCCCAUUCCAAAGACGAUUCGGAAUUCUCAAUCUCUAUCCAAGUCACUUAAGUCAUUGUCCUUGUGAAAAGAAGUUUUACGACUGCCUUUGGAACGUCACCAGCCCUGUAGCAAUAGCCGUUGGUCGCAUGUACUUCAACGUCAUUCGUGUCCCUUGCUUUCACUUAGUCCAAGUGAAAAUUUGUAAAAAGAGAUCAUUUGAUUGGUGGGAAUUCAAGUACGUGUGUAAAGAAUAUGGUGUAGAAUUCAAGGGACAGACCUUCAUGCCCAACAAAUUCCUUAAACAGCUUCCUGCAGUCCAGCCUAGUUACUGGAAAGGCACUACCAAAGGAACUUACAUCUACUGAUCCAUCUACAAUCCAUCUACAAAAAAACUGAUCUGAAGGGGAAAAAAGUUCAGAAUCGGACUCGAGAUAACGGGGAUUUACUCAGUGUUGUCAGUGGGUAUAACUGGUGUAGGGAAAAACUUUUUCUUCUUCUUUAUAUAUAGCUUUCAAAAAAAUAUAAAAAAUGAUUGUAAAUUGUAGGAGUUUAGGUCGGUAAUUCAGCUCAUUUUGUUAUGAUUGCCAAAAGACUUUUCUAGCCUGACAUAGAURUUGAAAGAUCCUCCACAGGCUUGUAUCGUAUGUUUUUUUCACGAGGCAAGUGAUUGGCUAAUUUUCGUGAAGGGAUCAGUUAACUGUCUUCCGCUGUAUCUACCAUAGGGUUACAUUCUAGGUCACGGGAAUUAAAAGUUUCUAGCUAAAA
Messenger RNA from Actinia tenebrosa (Australian red waratah sea anemone), 1070 nucleotides. RefSeq names its product phospholipase A2 isozymes PA3A/PA3B/PA5. NCBI's taxonomy places the organism in Eukaryota, Metazoa, Cnidaria, Anthozoa, Actiniaria, Actiniidae. Gene Ontology annotation, biological process: phospholipid metabolic process; arachidonate secretion. Gene Ontology annotation, molecular function: A2-type glycerophospholipase activity. The record is from RefSeq and is a predicted model, not a curated record.